CUCUCACAUGUCACUCUUUCCGCAAUGGCCUUCCACUAGGAUAUUCUGCGAUUAUAUGACGCUUUUCUACCCGGAAACUCAUACAUCAUGGCUACCUGGCUAAGGUGGCUUUUAGGCGCGUCAAACACAGCGAAGGAAGAUGAUCAAAGGAAUGUGAUUAAAAUGUCGCUUUCCACACUCGAACCAAAACUGACCGGCCCCUCUUCGUCUGUUCCUGCUAUACAACUUGCAGAUACGGGGCUCUCCAAUAACAUAUUCCCGCGAACGAGGUCUAUCGAGACGCUCGCCCAUCUAAUUGAUGAGCAUGCCGUGAUCCAUGUUCGCGGAACGCCGGCAUCGGGUAAGAGCACAAUGGCAAAGCUUCUUUUCCGGCAUUAUUCACGACAUGAUUUGACUCAGCAACAGCCAAAAAUUGUCUUUGUUGCCGACUGGAAAGACUGGGUGGAAAACAAUAUGGACACUGUUGGGCACAAGAUUCAGAGAGCAGAAUUUUUGAAUGAGGCGAAUGACGACCUCAUUUUCAUCUUAGACGAAGCGCAUGUAACUUAUUCUGAUUCCUUUUUUUGGUAUUCAGUAAUCAAAGAGCACCUCGCCGCCACCAAAGGCCCGCGGUUCUGCCUAUUUACAUCAUAUGGCAGUCCAAGUACCGGCUCUCCUGAUUAUCCGAAAACAACCACCCCACCGAUUCUGAAAAGGGAGCAAAGAAUCUCGUUAAUAGCCCCCCACGAUCACGUUGGGCAUGAUCUCUGUUUAUUCUACAAACAAGAGGAAUCUAAAGACGCCGUAAAAAAAUGGGCUGACACCACCGACCACACAAUCGGUGAAGAUGUCGCGAGCUACAUUUUCGAACAGACAAAUGGACAUCCUGGAGUUGCCGGAGCGAUGCUCCGAUAUGUGGCGUUAUUUUACCGAGAUCAUCUCAAGCGGUAUGGCGUUUCGCACAUAACAUACCAGCAUGUUGGCGACGCGUUAGAAAACAACUACGAGUUGUUCAAGUUCCUUAAUUAUGAUGUCGCGGAAAAGAGCCUUCCAUCAAAAGCGAGACUGCAAGGUAUUGACCCUCUAAUUGUCGGUGUGCUGUUGCGCAUCUUGACCCAUGGGAGCCUCGAAUUCAUUAGGAAUAAUGAUGCGUUGGAAAAGUGUUUCAGACUGGGCUUCAUCCAUGUCGACGAGCCCGAAGAAGGUUAUAUGAUCUGUGUUUUGCCUUCUUUUCUGCAUGCCCGUUUUGUUGAAUAUACAUAUGGCCUGUCUAUGAUGAAACCUUCCCGGUUCUCGAGGACGAUGCUUUGCAUGGCGGAACGGGGCCAGCGAUAUGGCCCUUCUGGGAAGCCACGCCCUGUUGAGGCGGCCUAUCAGGAUGAAUUAUACAGAAGUUUUGCUGAAGAAGUCGGCCCAGGUGUAGGUAUUGUUUCUGAAAGGUCGUGCGUCGGUCAGGGGCGCAUUGAUUUCCACAUGAUCACCCCUGGCUGGGGAUUCGAACUUCUACGUGACAGCGACUGGCUUUUGGAACAUUGCAAAAGAUUCGAACCACAGGGAACAUAUCACCAGUCCAUCCGACAAGGCCUACUCACUGAUUGGCUGAUAUUGGACUGUAGGCACUCAAUCCCUCGCAAACUUUAUUCGGUGCCCAAACUAUGGCGGAUAAUUUUUUCCCAGGAUUAUUCCCGCGCUCGAAUCCUAAAUGGCGACAAUGAAGAAAUUCAUCCCGAGUUUUUCUUAAUCAACCAUUGAUGGAACGCAGAAUCCCUCUUUCUCUCCCUUUGAUUGCUUCUGCCUUUCGUGCGAUGCUGAUGACUCUUAUGACCUUUUGAUGACCUCUUGAUGACUACAUGACUUUCUUCUGUCAGGAUUGUUCCCCACUUUGUAUAUCUUUGUAUGGGCUAGGCUAGGCUGUUUGAUUUGUGUAUAUCUCUUGCUUGCUUCUACCGUUAUGGAGCAAGGUAAGUAAGAUUAUUUUAUGCAGAGGAGACACUAACUAGAUCAUUCCGGUUAUUUAUAAUGAAAGAGGCAACACUGAUAAAGAGUUCUAUGCUUUGCUUGUACUGGUUUUGAAGCAAAUGAUAGUUUGGAGGUAGUCUAGCAAGUCCCAAGGCAGCAUAGACAUGAUAAUGCGGCUUAAUCUUCUUUAAAUAUGUAAGAGUGGCCAACAUCUGAGCAAGAUCUGAGGAAUCCUGUUUUCUAAACCUUUCUCGAGCGUCCCUCACAGCAAAGAUGUUGGAAC
This is a messenger RNA of Aspergillus ruber CBS 135680, 2221 nucleotides long. RefSeq lists its product as uncharacterized. The record is from RefSeq and is a predicted model, not a curated record. NCBI's taxonomy places the organism in Eukaryota, Fungi, Ascomycota, Eurotiomycetes, Eurotiales, Aspergillaceae. The transcript has 8 exons. The coding region runs from base 88 to 1731 and encodes 547 amino acids.